AAAAGAAAAAAGACGAAUGUCUACUUCCAGAAACUUCCACAAAUCCAUUAUAAAGCCCUACUAAAACCCUAAGACGACAAUGCAAUUGCCAAUUGGUGAUUGUCAACAAAUUGUGCUUCCACAAUCUUGUCGUAGCAACUCGCAAGUUAACUAAAAUGCACAGGUUAUCGAGGCGUUCCGUCUCUGCUGUACUGCGCAACAGUGGCGCCCGACGCCGAAGCAUAUCUGCUCCAAUUUCAUCGUCUACUUCAUUCACCCACACGGUCCAAGAUGAUGAUUCUAAACUCUCCCAGUUCUCAAGCAGAUGGUACUCGGUUUCAACCUCAGGAAGACACAAUGCAUCCAAAUCCACCCUGUUCAGCCCACACAAUGGUAUGUUUUUGGGUAAACGAUAUGAGUCAACAGCAGCAGCAUCCGAUGCCUCUGAUCCUCCAGUUGAGAAAUAUGAAUAUCAAGCAGAGGUUAGUCGUCUUAUGGACCUCAUUGUUCACAGCUUAUAUAGCAACAAGGAGGUGUUUCUUCGGGAGCUCAUUAGUAACGCAAGUGAUGCCUUGGACAAGCUUCGAUUUCUUAGUGUUACAGAGCCUGCACUGUUGAAAGAUGCGGUAGAUCUUGAUAUCCGUGUACAAACAGACAAAGACAAAGGAAUUAUCACUAUUACUGACACAGGUAUUGGGAUGACACAGCAAGAGCUUGUUGAUUGCCUUGGAACUAUUGCACAAAGUGGAACUGCAAAGUUUUUGAAGGCAUUGAAGGACAGUAAGGAUGCUGGUGCUGACAACAAUUUAAUAGGUCAAUUUGGUGUUGGUUUUUAUUCAGCAUUUCUAGUUUCUGACCGGGUUGUUGUUUCAACAAAGAGCCCAAAGUCUGAUAAGCAAUAUGUAUGGGAAGGAGAGGCUAAUGCUAGUUCUUAUACAAUUAGAGAAGAGACAAGUCCAGAGAAACUUAUCCCAAGAGGAACUCGCCUUACUCUCUAUCUUAAGCGUGAUGACAAAGGUUUUGCACAUCCAGAAAGGAUUCAGAAGCUUGUGAAGAACUAUUCACAGUUUGUGUCAUUCCCCAUAUACACCUGGCAAGAAAAAGGAUAUACUAAAGAGGUUGAAGUUGAUGAGGAUCCAGCUGAAACCAAAAAUGAUGGAGAUGGCAAAGCUGAGAAAAAGAAGAAAACUAAGACCGUAGUUGAGAGGUACUGGGACUGGGAGCUGACAAAUGAAACUCAGCCCAUAUGGCUACGCAACCCUAAGGAAGUCACUACAGAGGAAUACAACGAGUUCUACAAGAAGACCUUCAAUGAGUACUUGGACCCUCUAGCAUCCUCACACUUCACUACAGAGGGUGAAGUAGAGUUUAGGUCCAUACUCUAUGUGCCAGCUAUUGCUCCUACAGGAAGAGAUGAUAUAAUUAAUCCCAAAACAAGGAAUAUAAGGCUCUAUGUUAAACGAGUGUUCAUUUCAGAUGACUUUGAUGGAGAACUGUUUCCAAGAUAUUUGAGUUUCGUGAAAGGUGUUGUGGACUCAAAUGACCUUCCACUCAAUGUUUCUCGUGAGAUUCUUCAGGAAAGUCGAAUAGUAAGGAUUAUGAGGAAGCGAUUGGUUCGGAAGGCCUUUGACAUGAUCUUGGGCAUAUCUAUGAGCGAGAAUAGAGAGGACUAUGAGAAGUUCUGGGAGAACUUUGGCAAGAACUUAAAGUUGGGUUGCAUUGAGGAUCGUGAAAACCACAAGCGGAUUGCUCCAUUGCUUCGAUUCUUUUCUUCUCAGAGUGAUGAAGAGAUGAUCAGCUUAGAUGAGUAUGUUGAGAACAUGAAACCAGAGCAGAAGGAUAUAUACUACAUUGCAUCAGAUAGUUUGACAAGUGCAAGGAAUACACCAUUCCUUGAGAGGCUUGUUGUGAAGGAUUUCGAGGUUCUCUUCUUAGUUGAUCCCAUUGAUGAAGUUGCCAUCCAAAACUUGAAAUCUUACAAAGAGAAAAAUUUUGUUGACAUCAGCAAGGAAGAUUUGGAUUUAGGUGAUAAGAAUGAGGAGAAAGAGAAGGAGAUCAAGGAGGAAUUUGGCCGAACUUGUGAUUGGAUCAAGAAGCGCUUGGGUGACAAAGUUGCCAGUGUCCAGAUUUCUAACCGCCUGAGCACAUCACCAUGUGUUCUUGUGUCUGGGAAGUUUGGUUGGUCUGCGAACAUGGAAAGGUUAAUGAAGGCACAAACAGUUGGGGACACAUCUAGCUUGGAGUUUAUGAGAAGCCGGAGGGUCUUUGAGAUUAAUCCGGAGCACCAAAUCAUCAAAGACUUAAAUGCUGCGUACCAGACUAGACCAGACGACGAAGAUGCAUUGAGGGCUAUUGAUCUUUUGUAUGACACCGCUCUGAUUUCUAGUGGCUUCACUCCUGAAAAUCCAGCACAGUUGGGUGGAAAGAUAUAUGAGAUGAUGGGCAUGGCCCUCUCAGGCAAAUGGAUUGCGCCAAUUCUUGAUAGCCAGCGUAGGGAGAUGGGCAGCUCCGAAACCGUAGAGGCUGAGGUGGUUGAGCCUGUUGAGGUUGGUGGUCAGAAAUAAGAGGGGGGUUAAUGAUGAGUCCUUUUCUUUUCUUUCUUUUUUUUUUUCUUUGAUAUAGAAGUUUCGCAGAAAGAAAUGUUAAUUAAUGGUUAAGAUGUAGGGAUCGGUCGGUCAUAUAUCGGAAAAUCUUACGUGGGGUUGACUACUGUCAUGGGUAAUAGUUACCUUUUUUUAGGUGUACUCUUAUUUUCAAUGGUUAGAGUGAAGGUACUGUUGGACCGUAGUCUUUGUAUCUGGAUUUUGACAAUGUAUCAUCAAAGCAAUGUCAUGAUGGGAAAUUUACAAUUUA
Molecule: messenger RNA, 2832 nt
Organism: Nelumbo nucifera (sacred lotus)
Lineage: Eukaryota; Viridiplantae; Streptophyta; Magnoliopsida; Proteales; Nelumbonaceae
Product: heat shock protein 90-6, mitochondrial-like
Biological process (GO): protein folding
Molecular function (GO): ATP-dependent protein folding chaperone; ATP hydrolysis activity; ATP binding
Source: RefSeq, a predicted model, not a curated record